GCAGUCCAUCUGAUGGUCAGAUGCAGGUGUCCUAACCAAGGGCUUAAUGAUGAAAGGCUUGUUUUGUCGUCUUUCAUCCGUUGCAAGAGGCUCCACAUCUAAGGAUUCUACCGUUGGUAUUGCACCAACACGUGGCGUUGGAGUUACUGUUCAUAUUGUUACCAUAAAAACGGUCGCGUAAUUGCAUUCUUGCGGAUAUGGCCAGGUAAAUUUUGGCUACCCACACGCGCUCAGUUUGGUGUUUCAUCAGAAUUCGAUCAGUUUCUCGUGAAUUUCGUCGCGGAGAGCGAGGAAGGUAGAGAGAUCGCGUCAUUACCUUGCUCAAAAAAAGUUAAGACGUGGACCGAUGGCGGUCGUAUGAUACAAGCCGAAGGCACGAUCGGCAAUUUUCGCGAAUUUUCUUUCGUUGUGUUCGCCACAUUGAAAGUCUAUAUAAAACUCUUUUGCUCCAACCUGGCAAGUGUUACAUGUAUUUUUGCCGCACGCCGGUCAAGUGAGUGAGACGUGGAGCGUGGAAAAUCGUUGCAUUUUUCGUAGCAUAAUCCGGAGUCGGAUGUGCAACAUCAAUUGUUUCUAAUUGUUGAAAUAACUCCCCAUCGGAAGUCACCUAGUGUGAAAUCCACCAAGCGCGAAAAUACAGUGUGAUAAUGGGCGUUCUGAAAGUGAAAGUAAGAAAUUUGCUAAACAUGAAGUUUGAAGUCAGAAUGCUCUCUCUGCUGACGAUCGUGAUCGUUGUUCUGAGCUCGGCUGAUGCUUCCUUAUCGACCUCACCCAACGGUUUUUCGAACGCAGAUGAGUACAACAGUUCUCCUACGCGUCACAAACAUCGACAUCAUCAACAGCAACAGCAGCACGAGCAGAAGUCUCGAAAGGAUAAUUUCAUCCUAAUCGACUAUCUUAGCGAUGGUGAGCAGGAAAAACGCAUCAGUUGGAACGGGAUAGCCGGCAAGCAGACAAACAUCGGUGACAUUGGUAAAUCACUCAGCUUGUGGCAAAUGUCCGACGGUAGGAGCUUCGUCCAGAUGAUCUACACCAGUGACGGCCAGCUGAUGGAUUGCGAGUAUGUUCGCCAGAAGAAGCUUAUCGCAAGCUUCCGCGAUCGUUUUUACAGCGAAAUUGAACAGGCGCGUGCGCGCAACUUCACCUCGCCAUAUGUUGUUUCGAAAAAUCGACACUCAUUAGUUUCGGAUCAUGACUUCCGAGAAUUCCUCGAAAAUGGCAUCGUUACGUCGGAAAUGGACGAUCUCACCUAUAAUGUUCAGGAAUUCUCCACAGGACGAUCACAGGCACAAUCUGUGGAUGCUUUUGGACUGCGCAAUUUGACAUACAUCCCGUUGGAACAUGAGGCUGAUAUACCAGAAGAGUUUCGAAAGCUGUUGGACUAUCGAAGACUGAAGCAUCAGUGCGAUCUGAGACACCUGCAAAUGCGUGACAUCGCCCAUGGACUGCAGAGCAGUGACCCUCAAGAGCAACAGAGUGCAGGAGAAAGCCUCCAAAGGCACAAGCGAGCCAUUGCCGAUUGGUUCCUGUCCCCCAAUACUAAAUGGUGUGGCAAGGGCCACUCCGCGGAACGAUACCAUCAGUUGGGAGGCGCGUCACGGGCGGAUAUGUGCUGCCGGCAGCAUGACUACUGUAAAUUGAAUAUUCCCGGUAUGACUACCAAGUGGAAUCUGUUUAACUAUCGCCCGUACACGAUCAGCCAUUGUAGCUGUGAUCAAAGAGAGCGCCGGGACCUGUCCGGUAUGCUUCGAGUGCCGGGCACCAAGUGGUGCGGUAAAGGAUGGAGCGCGCGCAACUACGUCGAAAUGGGCGGACUGUCGAAGGCGGAUCGCUGCUGCCGACAGCACGAUCUGUCCUGUCCCUUUUGGAUCCUAGGCUUCGAGACGAAGUACGGUGUGUUCAACUGGCGGGUAAACACGCUGAUGCACUGCAGCUGCGACGAGAGAUUCCGCACGUGCCUAAAGAUGGCCGACUCGAGCGACGCCAACAUGGUCGGCAAACUGUUCUUCAACAUUGUGCAAUCCAAGUGUUUCGUGCUGAAGCCGGAAACCGUCUGCACCAAGCAUUCCUGGUGGGGCAAGUGCGAGAAGAAAGUAAGACGGAAGCGGGCACACAUUCGUGAUAAUAGGAAAUACUAAAGGAGCUUGGUUUAGCUUUAGGAGAGUUUAGGAGCGUCUCCGUUUGGAGUAUGGAGACCACAAAACUGUAUUAAUUUUUGGAUCGAUACCAAAAGGACACAGUGUUGCCAACAAUAUGGGAUAACCAGAUGACUGCAUGUUGAUAAGGCAUUAUAAUGCUGUUAUUUAUUUGCUAGAGCGAUAAGUUUAUUUAUUGAUAGCGCUAGAUUGAUGCCCAUGGCAUCAGAGCAACGAACUCCUUAAACAAAGAUUCCUAUUAAUUUGUAAGUAUCGUUAGAAACGUCGAAACUUUUGGUUUUUUUGUAUGGUGAAGUCGAAAAAACGGAUGUCCAACUAUCAUUAGUUGAAAAAAGUUCUGAAAAUUGGAGUACUUUAGGGUUUUACAAAAUUUACAAGGCUUGGCAUGUACUUCGACAGAAAUUAGGCUCGGAAGUGUAAAGUCCAUGACAAGCAACCUAAAUCUCACAACAAUUAGAGUAGCAAUGUAAAUAUUUCAACUAUUUUCGUGAAUCCAACCGCUAUUUAUUCGAACAUAAGUUCUAAAUCUCCCACUGCCGAUCCCAGUUGAUUGGCUUCAUACUCAAUGGAACAUUUGAAUGCAAUCCUUGGAUCACAUUAUUUCGUUCGCAUUCAAGAAUCAUGAUCAAAUAAAUCGCAUGUACUCAUCCUCAAUGUAUAGCUGUAAAUAAAGCACAGGUAUUUUUUAUUUCAAUUUUACAAUCUAGAUUAUUAGUAGGAAAAGUUAGAACACUUAAAUAGUCUCAGCGAGGUGAUAAAUGCUGUAACCGAACCAUGUGUACUUGAACGAGUUUGUAAGUGUUAGUUCUGGAUAUGAGGGUUGGAAUGAGUGACGGUGUGAAUUUAAUCUUAAGCUUGAACUGUAUUUGGAUGCAAGAUUCGAGAUAUGUAAUGAGAUAGAUGUACUUGGAAAAACUGUAAAUUUCAUUCAGCCAGUUGUUCAAACAAGUUUGUAAAUAAAGUUAACUGAAACUGUAGCUAAACUUC
Molecule: messenger RNA, 3143 nt
Organism: Toxorhynchites rutilus septentrionalis
Lineage: Eukaryota; Metazoa; Arthropoda; Insecta; Diptera; Culicidae
Gene: GIIIspla2
Exons: 7
Coding region: 648-2138 (496 amino acids)
Biological process (GO): arachidonate secretion; phospholipid metabolic process
Molecular function (GO): A2-type glycerophospholipase activity
Source: RefSeq, a predicted model, not a curated record